AUGUCGCAACUGGGUAGUGGGUACCGCGACACGAUACCCUGCGCCCUGGAAGAAUUCUGUGUGGACGAUGAGCAGGCCGCUCAUUGCAUACUGACAAGGCAACCUCAGCCUCGACCAAUUUCUAUAACGAGGCAAUCUCACGCUCGCAGAGGAACCACCGUCAUGAUCCUUCACGGUUCACAGCUUGAAAAAGCAAGGAAGAAAGCAAGAGCAAAAGAAAAGCUGUCACCGAUCUCUCAUGAGCCUCAUGAGUCUUCUUCGAAUGCACCCGCUCCUAUCAAAAUUUAA
This is a messenger RNA of Paracoccidioides lutzii Pb01, 288 nucleotides long. RefSeq lists its product as hypothetical. The record is from RefSeq and is a predicted model, not a curated record. The transcript has 2 exons. Bases 1 to 288 code for a protein of 95 amino acids.